This is a messenger RNA of Bombus terrestris (buff-tailed bumblebee), 4965 nucleotides long. RefSeq names its product neuroglian (gene Nrg). NCBI's taxonomy places the organism in Eukaryota, Metazoa, Arthropoda, Insecta, Hymenoptera, Apidae. Gene Ontology annotation, molecular function: protein binding. Gene Ontology annotation, biological process: cell-cell adhesion. The record is from RefSeq and is a predicted model, not a curated record. The transcript has 9 exons. Bases 144 to 3887 code for a protein of 1247 amino acids.
CACACUAGUGUACAGUACCGUACGGUGCGCUACGUUACGUGUGCGAGUCAGUGGUUUUUCGAUGAUGCCUUGGUGAUGACGGAAUUUUAAUAAUCAAACACGUCUUAAAACGUUGAGAUAGAUCAAGAAAAUACCGGUCGAUCAUGAAGUUCAUCGUGUGUAUUAUCUCAACACUGGUACUGCAGGCAUCGGCUUUAAUCCAAUCUCCACCACGGAUAUCCAAACAACCCCCAACAGAUGAGCAGUUAUUUCAAGUGGCUCAAGCGAAGAUUAAUGAGAAUGACAAACCAUUUUUAAUUGAAUGUGAAGCAGAAGGAGAACCUGCUCCAAGGUAUCGAUGGAUUAAAAAUGGAAAGAAUUUUGAGUGGCCAGCAUAUGAUGACCGUAUAUCUCAGCAACCUGGUAGAGGCACACUGGUGAUUUCUAGACCACGAGACGAAGAUCUGGGCCAAUAUCAAUGCUUUGCAGAGAAUGAAUGGGGAAUUGCAACGUCUAAUUCAGUUUUUGUUAGAAAAGCUGAAUUGAACUCGUUCAAAGAUCAGAAUCCUAUAAGUCUGGAUGCAAAUGAAGGACAGCCAUUUAAACUAACUUGCCAACCACCAGAUGGUUGGCCAAAACCAAAUGUAUAUUGGUUAAUUCAAGAUACUGCUGGAGGCAUCAAGUCGAUCAAUAAUUCGCGAAUGACUUUAGAUCCUGAAGGGAACCUUUGGUUCAGCAAUGUUACAAGAAAUGAUGCUUCUGACGAUUUUUAUUAUGCGUGUGCAGCUACAUCUGUAUUCAGAAAUGAAUAUAAAUUAGGUAAUAGAGUUUUAUUGAACGUUAUCUCUUCGGGAAUAUCUGCUAGUCAAAAUAAAUAUGAACCUGUUAAACAAUAUGUGAGUAGAAAAAAUGAAGUUGCUUUACGCGGCAAAAAAAUUGAAUUAUAUUGCAUACAUGGUGGAACACCAUUACCACAAAUCGUGUGGAGUAAAAAUGGCGAAGUAAUUAGAACUAACGAUAGAAUAAUGCAAGGAAAUUAUGGUAAAUCUUUGAUAAUUAAACAUGUUAAUUCGAAAGACGAAGGAACGUAUACUUGCGAAGCAUCAAACGGAGUGGGUGACGCGAAAUCGUAUUCUAUACAUUUACAAGUAAUGGCGGUACCAUAUUUCACUAUCGAGCCUGAGAUUAUAAAUGCGGCAGAAGACGAAACUGUAGAAUUCAAGUGUGCUGCUAAUGGAGUACCUGUCCCUGAGAUAAAAUGGAUUCAUAAUGGCAAACCGAUAUCAGAAGCACCUCCAAAUCCACGCAGGAAAGUUACACCAAAUUCUAUUAUUAUUGAAAAGUUGACUAAAAAGGAUACAGGAAACUAUGGUUGCAAUGCAACAAAUUCAUUGGGUUAUGUAUACAAGGAUGUGUAUGUAAAUGUUUUAGCUUUAGAACCCGAAAUUACUCAACCCCCCGCUGAUAUCGCUACAGUCGAUGGUAAAAUUGUGAGAAUUACUUGCCGUGUAUUUGGAGCACCGAAACCUGCUGUAAAAUGGAUUCGAAAUGGACAAGAACUAACUGGGGGACGAUACAAGACUUUAGAUUCUGGUGACUUAGAAAUUGAGAACGUAAUAUUCUUAGAUGCAGGCACCUAUACAUGCCAUGCGUCCAAUAAAUUCGGAGAAAUAGAAGCCUCUGGUAAUUUAGCAGUAAAAGAACAUACUAGGAUCACAGAUGAACCAGAGGAUUAUGAAGUUGCUGCAGGUUCUACUGCAACUUUUAGAUGUAACGCUGUUACAGAUUCCAGUUUAACACUUACAAUCGAUUGGUUGAGUAACGGCGAACCCAUCGAUUUUGAGAUGGAACCACGAUUUAUCCGAAGUACUGAUUACUCUUUAAUGAUUACAAAAACGACUGAACUAGAUACCGGUACUUACACUUGCGUUGCUCAUACCGAGCUGGAUGAGGCAAAGGCACAAGCUACACUAGUUGUACAAGAUGUACCAAAUCCGCCGAAGUUAGUUAGUGUUAAUUGUGCAGGGAGUACAGCUACUAUACAUUGGACUCCAAUGGGUGAUAACAGAGCACCAAUUUUGAGAUACACUAUUCAACAUAAUACCAGUUUCACUCCAGAUACAUGGGAGAUAUCGAAAGAUCCUGUUCCAUCAACUGAACAAACAUAUGAUGUUCCGAUGUCACCUUGGGCUAACUAUACAUUCCGUGUAUUAGCAUGGAAUAAAAUAGGUCCUUCGUUGCCCUCACCGCAUAGCGAUGUAUGUACUACGUUACAAGACGUUCCUUUCACGAAUCCCGACAAUGUUAUGGGCAAGGGAACAACACCACAAAAUCUGGUUAUAUCUUGGACAGUAAUGCCACAAAUUGAACACAAUGCACCCAAAUUCAUGUAUAGAGUAUACUAUAGACGUGAUAUACCAGGAGAAAAAUGGACUAUAGAAGACAUACAUGAUUGGAAGAAGAACAAUUUGGUUGUAGAUAAUCAACCAACCUAUCAAAGAUAUAAGAUUAAAGUGGUAGCUAUUAAUGAAAGAGGAGAAUGUAGAAUUGCACCUGAAGAAGUAACAGGAUACUCUGGAGAGGAUGUACCAUUGCAAGCACCGAGUAACUUUACGUUAAAUCAAGUAAAGUCAAGUACAAGCGCACAAUUUUCGUGGAAUCCGGUCCCUGAGGAAUCGGUACGGGGCGAAUUACAAGGAUACAAGAUCCAAACGUGGACAGAAAAGGACGGUGAAAAGGGAAUGCGAGAAAUCGAUAUAAGAGGUGGUAAUAGGACUCAUGCACUGGUUACCAAAUUUGUUCCCUUCAACAAGAAUUAUGUUCGAAUAUUAGCAUACAACGGACGAUAUGCUGGGCCACCUUCUGAAACUUUAAGCUUUGACACACCAGAAGGUGUCCCAGGAACAGUCCUCAAUCUUGAGGCGUUCCCAAUGGGUUCCAGUGCUUUGUUUUUAGCAUGGACAAAACCUGCCGAACCAAAUGGUAUCUUGACUGGCUACAGAAUAUAUUAUGAAUCCGUAAAUGGAACCAGACUGGGACCUCUCUUGGAGAGAAAACCACAUAUUAUAGAUCCAGAAGCCACCAGUGCAAAAUUGGCUGCUCUAGCACCUGAUACGAAAUAUCGUGUACAUGUUCGAGCAACAACUAAAGUUGGUGAAGGAAAUGAUUACUUCAUCGAGCAAAAAACACGCACAUCUCAACGACCUGAUAUACCACAAUUCACAUGGGAAGCUAUUCCUAAGGAAAAUGGAUACUCGAAUGUAAGAAUUAUCUGGCAGCUGAAUCUCAAUGGGAAUCCAGGAAGUCACUUUUUUGUAAAGUAUAAACUCAAAGGUGAAACGAUACCACUCCAAACCGAACCAGAAUAUCAAUCGAACACGAUCGAAAUUCGAGGACUUCAAAGUGGUGAAGUUUAUGUGAUGUCUGUCGUUGCUGUUGAUGGUAACUACUUCACAGAAAGCGAACCACAAGAAGUAGAAACGAGUAGCGAAGGACCUAUCAUUCAGCCUAAAGAAAAUGUCGCAACCGCUGGAUGGUUCAUAGGAAUGAUGUUAGCAAUUGCCUUUCUUCUUUUGGUACUUAUAAUAGUAUGCGUUAUUAAACGUAAUAGAGGUGGAAAAUACGCCGUACAUGAAAGAGAAUUAGCUGCUGGGCGCGGCGAUUAUCCAGAUGAAGGCGGUUUUCAUGAAUAUUCGCAACCUUUAGAUACCAAAUCAGCAGGCGGUCGCGCUUCUCUGGCAUCUUCUUCCCAUCAAGAUGGAAAGCAUCCUGAAUCUGAUACUGAUUCUAUGGCAGAAUAUGGAGAGGGAGAUACAGAAGGUAUGAACGAGGAUGGAUCAUUCAUCGGUCAGUAUGGUCGACAUCGUAAACAGGAACCAAAUUCACAAGCAUUUGCCACGUUAGUGUAAGGGCGGUUUACGGAGGACGGCUCUUUCAUUGGACAAUACGGGCCCAAAGGUAGACCGGAAGAAACACCGCCCAUUCCAAGCGGCACUAUGGCCACAUACGUGUAACCUCUGGUAUUAUCUUAUUCAAACCGCAUAAACAUUGUUUUUUUGUCAGAAGUAAGGUAUCCAAUCCUUACUAGCUGCAGCAUCUCUGCUAUGCACCUUGCGCUGGGCGCAACGUCCAACACUAUACUGCCAAUUAGAUUUUGGUUUUGGGUUUUAUAGUUCACAUAGAAAGAUAAGUAUAAAUGUUUCUAUGUCGAGCCGAGUAAAGGCUAUAUAAGUCAUGCACAACGUUUGUACAUUCGUGUCAUUUAAAAAGUAAUUCCUCAUGGAUAUUUAACACACAUCUAGAUAUGUGUUACUCGAGUGUUUCAGCAAUUUUUAAUAUUUUUGAGAAACGUUGAUCUGCGAUGAUUAUUUCAUCUACGUGAUUGCGUGUGUUCCAAAGUACAAUUUGUUAGUCGAUCGAAAAUUAUUUAUAAUUACUGAAUUUGUUGAGAAGAUCUUUGACUAAUUAUAAAACCCAAAGACGAUAGAGGUGUCUCAUAGCGUGCAAGCUAUUUAUGGACAUAAUAUAGUAGAAAGUAUUCUAGCAUCGAUCGUAACAUUUGACAUGGCCAGAUUGGAAAUUGACACUUCCUGACCAUUACAGGGUAUACGAGUUAUGUUUAUAUUGUUCUAAGUAUGCGUAUCACAAAAAAAGGAAGUAUGAAGCACUUUUAAGGCUGCAUAUAGGAUUCACGUCUUUCAAAUGAAGAUAAUCAGUAUCAAUAAUUAAUUCGUAUUACCCGAAAAUUAGUUAAUACACGGCACAUACAGGUGUUACUUAUAUGCAAUCUUGAAAACGGAAGGACUCACAUUGAGCAUAGUGUCGCAAUCUGGCCGGGACUGAAACUAACUUUAAUUGAAAAAUGAGAAAAAAAUUGUUCUAAGAACCUUUAGAUGCAAUAAAUUUUUACUCUGCCGACAGAGGGCCAAAUAUAAAGAAUCAGUGACUAUCUACAAUUAUUGUGCACGUGCACUUUCAUUAAUGAUA